CUUUUGCGUAGGUUUCCCUCAGAACUGCAAGACGCUGAUAUUGCGUUACAGUGUAGCAAAAUGGCGGCUGUCAUUCAGAACCCACUAAAAGCGUUGGGUGACCAGUUCUACAAAGAGGCCAUUGAGCAGUGCCGCAGCUACAAUGCCCGCCUGUGUGCCGAGCGCAGCGUGCGCCUGCCCUUCCUGGACUCCCAGACCGGUGUGGCACAGAACAACUGCUACAUCUGGAUGGAGCGCCACCAUCGCAGCCCUGGGGUGGCUGCAGGUCAGAUGUAUACAUACCCUGCCCGCUGCUGGAGGAAGAAGAGACGGCUGCACACCUCCAUGGACCCUCGUCUACGCCUCUGUGGCCUACAGCUAGAUGGAGGACUCCCAGGCAAGGAUACGCUUCCCACACAGGACACCACACUGGAGGCUCUUCUUAGAGGGGAGGGCCUAGACCAGAGGACCAACUCUAAGGAUGAGGAGAGUCUCCUAGAAAUCCAGAGGGUGUUGGAGGCUGACGCAGCUGAAGGUGGAUACAAUGACGAUGACUAUGAAGCGGACCCCCCCAAAAAAAGACACAGAGGAAAAGGCAGAGGUCGGGGUUCAGGCCGCAGGAGGACAGAGAUGGAUGACCAGGACAAGCCAUACCGCUGUGACAUCUGUGGGAAGCGCUACAAAAACCGUACGGGGCUGAGUUACCACUACACCCAUUCCCACCUGGCAGAGGAGAGGGGGUCCGAGUCCUCCCGGUCACCCUCCACACAACGCUCCGACAGACACAAACGUCAGAAGGGCCCAGGUGGGUCUGCCAGUACCAAUAACUACUGUAACUUGUGCCGGUGCACACCAGGCUCCAACAGGGGUAAAUCUGGGGAGAGGGUACCCUGCUCAGUCUGCCGAUGCUCCACUGGGUGCCCAGAAGAGAAGGAGGACAGCAGGCCGUUUGCCAGGGCAGAAGAACUGUUUGGCACCACCUCAGAGAGUGACACGUCCACGUUUCACGGCUUUGAGGACGAUGAGCUUGAAGAGCCCUCGUCAAACGGCAAGGGGACAUCCAACCGAUACAGAUAGAGAAGAACUUACUAGGUUUAAAGACUAUUUUUAAUAUGGAUAACCUCUAGCAAAAGUCUGCUGCUUCUUUUUAAAUGUUUUUGUUGUUGUUGUGGAAAGCACAAGUGAUUAUUUCAGGAGAGAAAUGCAAGAAGUGUUAUUUUAUUAUCUACUGAACCUUGUUUAAUAAUUUAUGAACAUGUUUUUUAUAUUAACUUUGAAAGCAACAAGAAACAGUGUUUCUGGACAAGUGACUUGCUCUUCAUGUGAAACUGAAGGAAGAAUCUGUGUGAAUCAAGAAUCAUGU
Messenger RNA from Oncorhynchus tshawytscha (Chinook salmon), 1342 nucleotides. Its product is annotated as zinc finger protein DPF3. The transcript is spliced from 9 exons. The coding region runs from base 61 to 1056 and encodes 331 amino acids. The record is from RefSeq and is a predicted model, not a curated record. Gene Ontology annotation, cellular component: nucleus. NCBI's taxonomy places the organism in Eukaryota, Metazoa, Chordata, Actinopteri, Salmoniformes, Salmonidae.